GUGUGAAUGAGUCAACCCAGCAAAAUCCAUCAAAAUCAAAAUCAGAGUCCACUUACCCAAUCACCAGUUUACACCCCCACUCAUCACUACUGAAAACCCACAAAACCUCUCCCAGUCUAGUAGUGGGCAUGUACAUACACACUCAAUUAGUGUCCGCCGUUAAUCUCCUGACCAAUUUUCAGUGAUAAGGGCCUACACUAUAAUGUUUAUCGGAGCCGUAUCUCCGACGCCGGUGGCGAUACCGUUGGUCUCGCGCUCGACUGUGGGGGCUCCGAGGAGGACGGGACGAACGCAAGGGGGGCGGGUUGUGGGGAAAUUGGGUCGGCAUUUGGGUCAGGUGGUUCGAAAGGACGUUCAGUUCCUAAAGAAUCGAAUUGGUAAAGGCGUGGAGUGGGCCAAUGGAGCUCUCCGUAUCUCUCAGCUAUCCAAAACCCUAGACGACCUUAUCUGGCUUCGCAAUCUCGAAGAUUCAAACUUCCCUUCCUUUCCCCGUCUUUCUUGGCCUCAACCUUUCUAUCCAGAGCUCUCCGGUGUGGAUUUGUUCGUUGCUGAUCUCAAAGCAAUGGAGGCAUAUGCUUACUAUUUGUACUAUCUGGCUAAGUUUUGGACUAAGCCACUUCCUGAGGUCUAUGAUCCAGAAGACGUUGCUGAUUAUUUCACUUGCAGGCCUCAUGUUGUGGCCCUUCGGCUUCUUGAGGUGUUUUCUGCAUUUGCUUCUGCUGCAAUCAGAAUUCGAACUUCAGGGGUCAAAAAGUUUUAUAUGUCAAGCAUGGAUAAUAGUAUUGGUGGAGAUGUUGCACAAUAUGGUUUUGGGUUGGUUCUAAAAGAAACAAUGCUAAACUUGGGACCCACUUUUAUCAAAGUCGGUCAGUCCCUAUCCACAAGGCCAGAUAUUAUUGGUUCUGGAAUUUCCAAGGCAUUGUCUGAGCUGCAUGAUCAAAUCCCUCCUUUUCCCAGGACUUUGGCUAUGGAGAUCAUUGAGGAUGAAUUAGGUUCCCCUGUAGAAACAUAUUUUAGUCACCUUUCUGAGGAACCUGUGGCUGCAGCUUCUUUUGGUCAGGUGGAUUUUCUGGAUCGUGUUUACAAAGGGUGUACCGUUGAAGGAAUCAACGUCGCUGUGAAAGUUCAACGUCCUAAUUUGCGCCACGUCGUAGUUCGAGAUAUUUAUAUCUUGCGCCUUGGGUUGGGGCUGCUGCAAAAGAUAGCAAAAAGAAAAAGUGAUCUUCGGCUCUAUGCUGAUGAACUCGGGAAAGGCUUAGUUGGGGAGUUGGAUUAUACUUUAGAAGCUGCAAAUGCUUCAGAGUUCAUGCUAGCUCAUGCUCCAUUUCCAUUUAUUCGUGCUCCAAAAGUUUAUCAGCAUUUAAGUCGAAAGAGAGUUUUGACUAUGGAGUGGAUGGCUGGUGAGAGUCCAAGAGAUUUAAUUGACAUGUCUACUACUGUAUCUGUCGGUGAUGGAUCCGACUAUUCAAAGCCGAAGCAGAGUGAUGCUAGAAGACGUCUUCUUGAUUUGGUUAAUAAAGGGGUGGAGGCAUCACUGAUUCAACUCCUUGAAACUGGUUUAUUGCAUGCUGAUCCGCAUCCUGGAAACUUGCGGUACACAUCAACGGGAGAAAUAGGGUUUCUAGAUUUUGGGUUACUCUGUCGCAUGCAAAAGAAGCAUCAAUUUGCCAUGCUUGCAUCCAUAGUGCACAUAGUAAAUGGCAACUGGUCAUUGCUUGUUCAAGCUCUAACCGAUAUGGAUGUUGUGAGGCCGGGAACAAAUAUACGGCGUGUUACCAUGGAUCUGGAAGAUGCCUUGGGUGAGGUAGAAUUUAAAGACGGAAUCCCUGAUGUCAAGUUUAGUAAGGUGUUGGGUAAAAUCUGGUCUGUAGCCCUCAAGUAUCAUUUCCGCAUGCCGCCAUACUACACACUUGUCCUGCGUUCUCUUGCUUCCUUGGAAGGUUUGGCAGUAGCUGCAGAUCCAAAUUUUAAGACAUUUGAAGCUGCAUAUCCCUUUGUUGUUCGAAAACUUCUCACCGAUAAUACAGCAGAAACAAGGAGAAUUCUACACUUGGUUGUUUUAAACAGAAGAAAAGAAUUUCAGUGGCAAAAGCUUGCACUUUUCUUAAGAACAGGAGCAACCAGAAAAGGAUUGAACCGGGCUGUGGCAUCAACUAGUGACACUUCUCUGGAUCAUUCAGCAAAGGAAGGUACUGGAGUGUUCGAUGUUGCAAACUUGCUGUUAAGAUUCCUCCCAACGAAAGAUGGUGUUGUGAUGAGAAGACUCCUAAUGAGUGCAGACGGAGCUGCAUUAAUCAGAGCUAUGGUUUCCAAGGAAGCAAUUGUCUUCCGCCAACAGCUUUGCCGCGUAAUUGCCGAUAUAAUAUACCAAUGGAUGUCCGAAGCUUUUGGGCAAGCCACUACUAUUGCUCAAUAUGGUACUCGCGUGAAUUUGGCAAGUGGGCCUGGCAAUCAAGAGUCUCCUAGAUUAGCUACUCCCAUCAGUGAUUAUCGUUACAUCUUCAGAGAUAGGCGGCUCAAAGUGAUUUUUUCAAAGGUACUUGGCUCCACAAGGAAAGAUCCUGUACUUUUGGUGAGAUUCUUCUGGGUUUCCUUUGUGAUGUUGGUCUCAGCUUCAGCUUUGGCUUUUCACCGUAUGUUGGUCACCUUGUCCGAAGGUUAUUUGAAUCCUGCUGCACCAUUUGCAUCGAAGAGAUCAUAUGCUUACACGAGGUAGUGUUUGGACCAACCUUGGCCUUGCUACUGCUUCUGAAGAAGAUAGGCACUUCGGUGUGUUGAUUCAUCUGUUUAUACAUGCGAAAACUAACCUGAGACUGAUGAUAUGAAAACCGGUAUAACCUGAGAAGUCAGGUAUCAAUCUUCUCAUGAAUUUUGUGGUAUGGAGACUGAUAAUCCAUGGGCUAAUGCUAAAUGUAACAAUAUGGAUCUAUUACCGGUGCUAACUUUUUGCAUCCCUGCAUUUAGAUGAUUAUACUUGAAAGAGAUGUAAAGGCAUGACAGCAGGAGUUGUAUAGUCUCAUGUAAUUAAUUUUCUCCAAAAAUUUGUUUUAGUAAAGUAGCAGUGAUGCAUCAAAAAACAACCUUUGCAUGGGGCUAUUAUCUUGAGAUUC
Molecule: messenger RNA, 3110 nt
Organism: Rhododendron vialii
Lineage: Eukaryota; Viridiplantae; Streptophyta; Magnoliopsida; Ericales; Ericaceae
Exons: 16
Coding region: 203-2716 (837 amino acids)
Source: RefSeq, a predicted model, not a curated record